Camelina sativa (false flax) is the source of this 1288-nucleotide messenger RNA. NCBI's taxonomy places the organism in Eukaryota, Viridiplantae, Streptophyta, Magnoliopsida, Brassicales, Brassicaceae. The record is from RefSeq and is a predicted model, not a curated record.
GUGACGGUGGCGUUAAGUCGGCUGCUUUGUGAAGGAAAACUCGAAGGAGUCUUAACGGCGUCUGAUCUACUCGUAAGCUUCUUCGUUCGUUCAGGAAUUAUGGAAACUCUCACGUUCAAGGGUUCAGUUCCAGAAGCUAUAUUUGAAGCCAAAGGGCAGAAGAAGCUUUUUGUUGUUUACAUCUCUGGAGGGGAUGAAGAGUCGGAUAAGUUGAACAGAUUGACUUGGACUGAUGCAUCGGUGGCAGAGUCGCUGUCCAAGUAUUGUAUUUUAUUGCAUAUCCAAGCUGGAAGUGUUGACGCCACAAACUUCUCUGCAAUAUACCCAUAUUCUUCUGUUCCUUGUAUAGCGGCUAUUGGAUUCAGUGGUACACAAGUUUGGAAAAAUGAAGGAUUUAUCGCUGCUGAAGCCCUUGCAUCCAGUUUAGAGAAGGCAUGGUUAGGACUUCAUAUCCAGGAAACAACUGCAAGUAUCCUUUCAGCAGCAAUUGCCUCACAGAACUCAGAGCAACCUGCCUCCAGUACUUCUAAUGCUGUCUUGCCUUCUGAAGGUGGUCCUUUAGAUGCAGCAGUUGCAUGUCCAUCAACGGCCUCUACUGUUCAACCCUCAGAGACAAAGUCAACGGUGACAUCUGCGUCAACAAAAGAAAACAAAGAUAGCACAGCUGCAGUUAAGGGGAAAGAAUCUGCAGAACCCAGUAAUUUGUGUGAUACUACCAAUAAUCAGCCAGCAUCUUCUCUUGAUGGAACUAAGACUAAUGACGAACAUGGAGCGACAGAGGCCCCUGUGCAUGUUCAGGAAGAAAAGGAGCCAAUUCGUUCUGCAUCCCCAAGAUCAAAUGAUAGNUGGGAGUAUGGACCAAAUACGGAGCUGAGAAACAAUAUCGGGCAAGUGGGAUCCUCUUUUCAAGAUCCAUCAGAAGGUAGGAGCAACGUUAGGAACAGGAGACCAACCACCACUUCGAGGAUUGGAAGUAACAUCCAUACGCUGAAUCACAAUGAAGAUGACGCUUCGUUUGGUGAUGGAAAUGCCUUCUGGAACGGAAACUCCACACAGUACGGUGGUGGAAGCGGCGGAGACAAUAAUGAUAGGCGAUGAAAUGAGAGAACUUGAAAUCUGUCUCGAUCUAUAUAGAUACAGAAACAGCUCUGACUUUACUUUUCCGGUUUACUUUUUACACUACAUGAAACAUUUUAUAUAUUCCGAUAAGAGACCAAGCUACAAAUUGUUUCCUGAUGUUUCGGUUUUAUCAGUAAAUCCUACACAAAAGGAAGAAGCAAUUUCUCUA